Fusarium proliferatum ET1 is the source of this 3078-nucleotide messenger RNA. RefSeq lists its product as uncharacterized. Gene Ontology annotation, molecular function: protein binding. The transcript is spliced from 5 exons. Lineage: Eukaryota; Fungi; Ascomycota; Sordariomycetes; Hypocreales; Nectriaceae. The coding region runs from base 1 to 3078 and encodes 1025 amino acids. The record is from RefSeq and is a predicted model, not a curated record.
AUGGCCGAAGCUUUCGGGAUUGCCGGCAGCGCCUUCGGAACGGUAUCUCUAGGACUUCAGCUAUUCACCGAGAUAUCUAAAUAUCUCAACAGCGUUGAAGGCCGGGAUGAAGAUCUUGAGCGCGCAAAGAACUAUGCCCGAGACUUUCAAUCAUCCUUAAUCGCGCUGGAAACCUGGGCUUCCAACACGAGAAUCAGUGAUGCCGACCUUGAAAGAGCGAUCAGCCAAGGACAGGCGAAUUGUGAGAUGGCCAUCAACGAUUUGUCGAAAACAAUUUCGGACUUGAAAGGCCAGGAUCCUAUCCCCGAUAGUCGCACUUCAAAGGCCCGGUUUCUUUAUGUCAAACUAAAAUAUCCAUUCAAAAAGCAAAACUUGGAGAACUUGGAGAAACAACUAUUCAAUACAAUAAGCAUCCUGCAGUUCGCCCUAGUUAUUUUGCAAGCAAGAAGCAUCCAUGUUACCCAAAUGUCCAUCCAAGAUAUACAUCAGAUGCUUGGCAAUAUACUCGCUCGACCUUCCGAGACCUAUCGAGCAAAUUGCAACAAUUCGCCGGUGCAUAUGGUUGAGAAUAUCGUCGAAACAGCUGUCGACAGCGCCGUUUGCUUACGAGAUCCAACGCCCAACACGCUGGAGUCCGGGAUUCAAUCAACAAGAUAUCAGAAUGGUAGUUUCUGGACGAUGAAUUCCUUCUGUUUCUGCCGCAAGAGUUAUAAACGGUGCGAACAGCGACAAUGGGGCCCUUUUAUCGUCGAAAAAGAAAUUAGCUUCACAGACUAUCAUUCACCUGGGUGCUCAUUUUCAACGCAGGAACCCAUAAAAGAACAAACAAAACGGACAUUGAAGUUUCCUAUCCCUUUUUCUCAACGUCAUUGGAGAAACAUCAGCCAAUUUUCGCUAUUCUUUACAGCAGGUACCGGCGGAAUGAGUCUUGGUCAACAUCUUACCUGGGUUACAACGGUUGACAGCCUCCAGUCCCCUUCCUUCAGGAUUGUAGAACUAGCGAUGAAUGUUGGACGUCUCUCUACAGAUAGUGACCGCGAGGUAUUCUUAUGGUCAUGUUCCAGGCGACUCAAGUCGUGUUUUGCCGACAAAAGCGCGUCAAUUACCGAUGUGGACAAAUUUGGUCGAUCGAUCGUCGAUUACGUCACAUACAGACAUUGUCUUUUCUCGUCGGGAGAACAGUGUUUUGUGGAUGAAGCUCUACAGGUCUUUUAUAUGAUGGCCCCUUUUAUCAAUCCCGCCACACAUCCAAAGUCAACAACAAGUUCACCAGUUCUAGCCCAGCUUUGCCAAAAUAUCAUAACUCCUAACUCCAAAAUAUCUGGCGAAAUGAUCAGUUCUCUUUUGUCCAGGUGUGGUGACUCUGCCGGUCAAGAUUGCAAGUCUCCAUUCCUUGAAAACAGUCUUCAGGAGCAGUUUCACUUAGUUAAAGACUUCCCGGAAAUAUCAAAUUACCUCGAAUUUGGUCAACUCAGUAGGCUCGUCCUCGUGGAGGAUCAAGACAGGGUCAUAGGCUUUCUGGAGCAGUAUCCGUCAUCUAUCAAUGAGAUCAAUCAUCUUGGUCAGACCCCUGUACACAUCGCGGUUCAGACUCAGAAUUCGACGAUCUUGAGAGUGCUUAUCAAUCAUGCAGACCGCAAGGUUCUGAACACCAAAGAUAACAACGGCCAUUACGCAAUUGACCAUGCGAUCGACGCAUUAUGUCAUGCUCUCAAGUCUAAAAAAGAGUCGGGACCUAACGUAUGCCACGGCUGCGAAGUCCUUAACUUACUACUCCACUCUGAAUCGGCGAUUUUUACAUGUACUGUCCGACGAGCUCUGCGAUUGCCGUGGCAUCACAACACCCAUAUGUGCAUAGAAGGCCAAAAGAAUAUUAUCCAGAGUCUAGCUUCACGCAGACAGGAGCUGAAAACACUCGCACAACGCAAGCUCACUCCACCAGAAAGACAGACUUUGAAAUUGUGUCAACCUGGUAUUCUAGAUCAGAACGCGGCUCAGACUCAGGAGUUCCUGGAGGCAAAUAAAUGCCAUAUACCGAUGCAUCUAAAAGUGUACGACGAUGAUGAGAAUCCGGAGGAUUCCGAAUCAAUCUACCUGCUUAUCUCCCAUGGCGACGUUGCUGAAUCUGCCCUGCAAAAUGGCUUCCUCAUGCCAAAAACUUUAUUUGAUGACGUUUUUCGCUUGGUACCUAAAUGGCUGGACUCUAUGAAUUCUGGCUAUCGGAGUCAGGACUUCUUGUUCUCAUCAUUUAUCUGUUGGCUGGUUGAUCAUGGGGGGGAACUUCACUCCACUGUCCCGACUCCGUGGGGCCGUACAACAGCAGCGCACUACUUCAUGGCCUACCUCGGCAACAGUCAAUGGUCUUUUCAGCUUGGACAUCGGGUGCCUCUGUCCCCAAAAGUCUCAAGCAUCAUUUUUGAGGAAGAUAACGUUGAUGAUUGCCGAUGCCGAUGUUCCCCGAAAGGAUGCACGCCUUUGACCAAAUUCCUAGCUGCCAUAAAUUGCUACCAAUACUGGGUCUUUACUUUGGGAAUUUCCGAAACCAUAAGUAUUGCGCUUAAGCACUUGGAAUAUAUGUGUGGUCUUCUACGCCAUAUUGGCUACGACCUAGCCACGGAACGUUGGUUUGACAGCGCGGCUGUACGCCACGCUACGUUUUUUAUUCUCGAUCUUCGCCAUACUUGUUGCUGCUUAGGUAAUGGCGGUGGCUCUUAUGCCACUUCUCCAUUGUCGAGAGCAGAUCGCCUCGAGAUUGAAGAGGAAGACAACUCGCGACUGGAGCUAUUUGAAAAGCUCAUCAUGGAUUUUGAAAGGGAGCGUGGUAACUAUGCUGACCUGUUAUCCUUUGCACGAGAGUAUUGGGCUCCUAAGAUGGAGGCUGCUUACCGAGAAAUCGAUUCAUACCUCCUGACAGAGACUCAAAUACAGUCAGCUGAGGCUGCUGGAGUUGUGUGGGAAUGUUAUGGUCCACACAUUCCAGUUGAUACGGAGGAAGAAGAGGAGAUAAGUGAACUGGAGAAAAUGCUUAGGAUGCUAGAUGAAAUUGCUACAGAUCCUGAAAGGCCAAGUCUUUUAUGA